UAAUUCCAAAGCAUGCUCAUAGUGUCUGGAGAGAAACACGCCAUUUUGUAGCACCUUAAAAAGUAAGGCCGUAAAAAUCCAUUGCCAUCCUCUGCAUCAAGAGGAACAAUGGACUCGCAAUACGGCAUAGCAGUGACGAAUAAGUUCUGUCUUUUUGACGACGAUGAUGAUGUCGAUCCAUAUGAAAUCCUUAAGCAAGAGGAACAGAAGAGAACCGAGGCUUUAGCGAAGGAGAAAGCUGACAAGUCUAAACCAACAAAAAAGUCUAAAAAGACAGCACCACAAACCGAUAACAAGAUUAAACUGACAGAGCAAAACACACAAAAGAAAGAAGAAAAGGUGGUUCCAUCCCAAGCUAGGACCCAGCAAAAUGAAAGGCCCCCAAGGAGUGCAAGACAAAACAGAGAAAACAGAGAACCAAGGGAAGAUAGACGGCCAAGAAGACCUGAAGAAAACUCAUCUAUGACUAACGAACCAAGAGACAAGCCAGAAGGUGGGUUUGGUAACAGGAUGGAAUCGAGAGGAGGAUUUUCCGGACGACCAAGAGGACGAGGUGGUCCUAGGGGUAGAGGGCGGGGUGGCUUUGGUGGAGGAGGAUUUGGUGGAAAACGUGAAUUUGAAAGACACAGUGGAAGUGAUAGAACCAGUGGUGUGAAGGCCAUGGAGAAGAGAGAAGGAAGUGGAGCUCACAACUGGGGAACCUUUAAAGAUGAUCUGGAUGAAGAAGCAAGCAAAGAAAAUGAGGAACCCAAAGAAUCAUGGAACCAAGGAGAAGAUGCAGAAAACCAAGACCCUAAUGAAAGCACAGAAUCAACAGAACAGACCGUUGCAGAAGGUGACAAGACCCCAAAACAACUGACACUUGAUGAAUGGAAAGCCCAGGAAGAGAAAAAGAGAUUAAAGACUGACUUCAAUCUGAGAAAGCCUAAUGAAGGAUCAGAUACAUCCCAGUUGAAGGGUACUGCCUACAAGAAACCAGGAAAUACCAGUGAUGAUGAGGAAGAGGAAGAGGAUGAAGAGGAGGAUGACCACAAGUCGAAGAGUCAAGUUCCAAUUAGGAUUACUUUCAAUGAUUCUCCCAGAAGAGGAGGAAGAGGUGGUAGGAGGCCACGUGGAGGAAGAGGUCCUAGGGGUUCUCUUGGUCGUGGUGACAGAAGAGGAAAUUCUCGGGAUACUGCUCCAAGAUUUGACGAUGAAGCUGACUUUCCAAGUCUGGUCAAAUCUGCUGCAUAGUGCAUCCUAAUAGGAGAAUACUUCCCCAUUUGGACACUUCAAGUGCAAAAUGAUUUCAUUAAAUUCUCAUAAACAACCUGCAUUUCUGAGGAUUAUAAAUAGUGCACCAAAAACUUUAAAAGUGCAUUAUUUUCUUUUAUACUUACAUUGUUUUUGAGAUAUCUAUUGCUUGAUUGACAAAUAUGUUUAAAGUAUGUUGGUUAGUACUUAUUAGUUUAACCAUGUACUUUGUUAAUAGUGCUGCUAAUUUUAAUGGCUGUAGCAAAAGUGAAUUUGACUGAAAGAUGGUAGCAUGGUAGUUUGUAUGUUUUUACUGAAAUUUUCAUGUUCUAUAUAUGAAAAAAAAAAUAUGUAAAUUUAUAAAAUAAUAUUUAAAUUGGAUUCUACAUCAUAUUGGUUUUGUAGACAUUGACUGUUCAAUGGGUACUACAUGAUAUGUAGCCCUGUGUAUAGUUGGUAAUGAAAUCAUGGUUGUCAUUAUAAAGCAUCAUGUUACAUUGAUUAGUUAACCGUCUUUCAAGUUGGAUCACAUUGAACAUGUUUAUCUCCCUUUACCUAAUGUUAUCAUUCCUUUCAGCUGUUAAAUGUUUGAUCUCUUCAGUAAUUUAUUGAUCAUUUGUGUUUCUUGCUAUUGACAGUAUAGUGUUUGAAAGCCUUUCUUAUCAAAAGUUGAUCAGGAAAUUUAGAAAUGAUUUGACACCUGUUAUAUAAACACCUUUCGACAUUAGAACUCAAUGGUCUAUGAUAGAACCUGUUCAGAUAGAUGAAGAAUUGAUUAUGACUAUUUGAAAUCAAACAGAUGAGCAAGUAUAAGUAUUUUUGAGAAAUAAAAAACUAUGAUUACAUCUCAAAAAUUAUGCAGCAGAUUAUUAUACAGACAGUUUGCUGAAUCCUGUCUUGUGUUUUUUUCUAAGUCUUAAAAUUCAUACUUCAUAAGUAUAAAAAAGACGUUUUCUGUGAAGAUGUUACUUAUACAUGUGUUUAAAAGGUUAAGUGCUAAAUGUGUCAAAGGUUAUAAGUUUAAAUAUUGAACAGACUAUAAAAUUUUUAGUAAGGAAGCUUUGGACAUUGUAAUUUUUAAUCUGCCAAUAGUUACCUCUCCAUAUCACCUAUUUAUAAGAUCCUGCUGUGUAAUAUAUUAUCACUUGUAUUUAAAAGGGGAAUAAACCUCUUAUUGACAA
Mytilus californianus (California mussel) is the source of this 2414-nucleotide messenger RNA. RefSeq names its product plasminogen activator inhibitor 1 RNA-binding protein-like. NCBI's taxonomy places the organism in Eukaryota, Metazoa, Mollusca, Bivalvia, Mytilida, Mytilidae. The transcript has 7 exons. Gene Ontology annotation, molecular function: RNA binding. Bases 109 to 1233 code for a protein of 374 amino acids. Gene Ontology annotation, cellular component: cytoplasm; nucleus. The record is from RefSeq and is a predicted model, not a curated record.